This is a messenger RNA of Pseudozyma flocculosa PF-1, 1983 nucleotides long. RefSeq lists its product as uncharacterized. Gene Ontology annotation, molecular function: prenylcysteine oxidase activity. The coding region runs from base 1 to 1983 and encodes 660 amino acids. Lineage: Eukaryota; Fungi; Basidiomycota; Ustilaginomycetes; Ustilaginales; Ustilaginaceae. Gene Ontology annotation, biological process: prenylated protein catabolic process; prenylcysteine catabolic process. The transcript has 2 exons. The record is from RefSeq and is a predicted model, not a curated record.
AUGAGGUACCUUCUCGGCUUCUGUACUGUGCUCGCCGUCGUCCUGCUGCCCGUGGCAGCUCACCAGCCCUUCCAGUAUCCGCUGUCGGACCAUGCCCAAGCUCAGCAGCCCAUCUGCCCCGACCUCGACCUCGGCGGCCGCGGUCGCAGCAGCGACGAUAACAAGCGAUCUCUCGCCCGCACACGAAAGGUGGCCAUCAUCGGCGCAGGCCCCUCGGGCAGCUCGGCCGCCUACUUCCUCAAGACGGCACAGGACCGCAUCAACCUCCUCGCCGCCACCCGCAACACGACGGCCGACAGGAUCAAGGUGACCAUCUUUGAGCGCGACAACCGCAUCGGCGGACGCACCGCCGUCGCCUACCCCUACGACGACCGGCGCUACCACCCCGUCGAGCUCGGCGCCAGCCUCUACGCCGACGUAAACUACAACAUGCGCCGCGCCGUACGCCAGUUUGGCCUCGAGACGGGCGCACAGAACGGCAUCGGCGGCGAGACGGGCGUCUGGGACGGCCAGCAGUUUCUCUUCCGCGGCGACAUUUCCAGCUGGUGGACCAGCGCAAAGCUCUUUCUCCGCUACGGCAACAGCCCGCUCGCCGCAGAAAAGCUCCUCAAGCGCGCCCUCGCUUCCUUCCUCCGCCUCUACAGCGCAUCCUACCUCCACCGCCCCAGCCGCGACGACGCGAACGCCACCGCCUCGGGCUUCCCCUGGAAGACGAUCGCCAGCCUCGCCCACGCCGUCAACGUGUCGCAGCCCGCCAGCGUCACGGCAAGCCAGUUCUUCACCUCCAACGGCGUCUCGACGCUCUUUGUCGAAGAGAUGAUCGAGGCGCUCAGCCGCGUCAACUACGCCCAGGACACGCCCGACCUCCACGGCUUCGCCGGCCUCAUCAGCCUCGCCCUCUCGGGCGCCACGGGCGUGCGCGACGGCAACUACCGCGUCUUUGAGCAAUUCGUCGAGCGCAGCGGCGCCCGCAUCCACCUCGGCGAGGCGGGCACCGUGACGGGCCUGGUCAAGUUCGACAGCCUGCGCGACGCCGUGCGCAGCGGCAAAAUCACCUGCAACGAUGCCCUCGCCUACGGCUGGACGGGCGCAGAGGCCCAGCAGGCGCGGUGGUGGGUGGGCACCCGCGACGGCGAGGGCGAGCUGUUUGACGCCGUCGUCGUCGCUGCGCCCUGGCACGACGCCGACAUCACCCUCGUCAACACCGACCGCCGCAUCCCGCGCCCGCCCUAUGUCCACCUCCACGUCACCCUCCUCGCCACCACGGCCAAGUCGGCCAACCCGCUCUACUUUGGCUUUGGCAAGGCCGACGACGUGCCCGCCACCGUCCUCACCAGCGCCGAGAGCGUGCGCAGGGCCGUCGCUGCCCGCUUGGCGGCGGCGGCGGCCGACAGCGGCGAAGCACCGCAGGCCCACGACGAUGCCGUCAAGUCGCCCAACCUCGAGUUCCUAUCGAUGAACUACCUGCGACCUCUGCGGUUCCGCAACGAAUCGUCGGACGCCACGCAGUCGACGCCGGCAGCGGGGGCGGGAGCGGGUCCAGAGCGGGCGGGCGAGUACAUUGUCAAGAUCUUCAGCCUCUCCCCGCUCUCGGACGCGCAGCUGCACCGCCUCUUUGACGCCUCGAGCAUCGGCUGGGUGCACCGCAAGCAGUGGUUCUCGUACCCGCUGCUCACGCCGCUCUCGACCUUCCCGCGCGUCGAGGUCGACGAGAACCUCUACUUCCCCAACGCAUUCGAGAGCCUCGCCAGCACCAUGGAGACGAGCCUCGUCUCGGCGCGCAACACCGUCGGCCUGCUGCUGCGCAAGUGGUACGGCGAUGCCUUUGUCAAUGGACCGACGGGUGACGGCGACGGGGAGGCGGAAUGUCCUUGGACCAAGGCCGAGGGUGGUUUCGCCGUCGAGGACAAGGACGAGGACCAGGACGAGGAGACGGUGUUGAACAAUGAAGAGUGGGCCGGUUGGGGUUGUCGAAGCGGUUGA